GGUGCGGCAGGUGCAUGACAAUAUCUCGUAGUGCGUAUGUGCUGUGCGUACCUAUGUGCGUGCCUAUGUGCGUAUGUAUGGAGGUAUCGUACCUAGUUUCUUGUUUCUCAUCCUUGCCCGUCCAACGGGAACGAAUAAAGCCACGAGCCAGCCACGAGACUGCACCGACCACUCCCGUCCUGGAUCCAAUGACCAGCUACUGCACUCAUGCUGGUCCUUACAAAUACACCAAAACCUAAACUGCCC
Ilyonectria robusta is the source of this 246-nucleotide messenger RNA. RefSeq lists its product as uncharacterized. The coding region runs from base 15 to 239 and encodes 74 amino acids. The transcript has a single exon. Lineage: Eukaryota; Fungi; Ascomycota; Sordariomycetes; Hypocreales; Nectriaceae. The record is from RefSeq and is a predicted model, not a curated record.